This is a messenger RNA of Colletotrichum graminicola M1.001, 2460 nucleotides long. RefSeq lists its product as uncharacterized. Gene Ontology annotation, molecular function: DNA-directed DNA polymerase activity; DNA binding. Gene Ontology annotation, cellular component: nucleus. NCBI's taxonomy places the organism in Eukaryota, Fungi, Ascomycota, Sordariomycetes, Glomerellales, Glomerellaceae. Gene Ontology annotation, biological process: double-strand break repair via nonhomologous end joining. The transcript has a single exon. The record is from RefSeq and is a predicted model, not a curated record. The coding region runs from base 1 to 2460 and encodes 819 amino acids.
AUGGCCGAUACAAACACAUCCUUUCGAGACAAAGCGCGAUUUUUCCGGCAGCUAGAAUCGCUGGGGAGACAAAAUGAUGACAUCGACAGCGACGAGUUUCAAGAUGCCGAGCUGCGUCACAGACAACAACUGAAGGCCUUUCAAGCUGCGGUGCAACCCCGUCAAACACUCCAAGAGAGGGCACAACAAGAGCCGCAGCUGCAGUCGCAGUCGUCGACUCCCCAACAGCUGAUUUCGGACCUCAGAGGGACGUCGUCGAUUCCAGUCCCAGUCCCGAGCUCAUUCACAGACCUUAGACAGAAGAAAGUCAUUGAACGGACCCCUCUUGCCGAGAUCAAGGGUCCCGGAAGGAAGGACGCUCCUGCUGCCGACAGCUUCAUUGAGGACACGCCCGUUCCAGAUUCUUCAAUCAGGCCACCGCUCCUGCCUAUUUCGACUCUUACUAAAAGAGUCACUACACCUCUUCCCGCCACCAAGCACAUACUGCCCCGCCUGGUUGACAAUUCCCCCUCUGUCGCCGCGAUGAAGAAGAGAAAGAGAGAUCCUCCCAUCAAAACUGUGCCUGAGGAGCAGCAGGUCUUUCGCGGGCUACGAUUUUACUUCAUUCCCAACGACGACAUUGCGCCGGCAAGGAAGGUUCGUAUCCGGAAGGCGCAAGAGUUCGGCGCGUCUUGGGUAAGAUCGUUGAAAACUGCAAGUCACGUCAUAGUUGACAGAAAUCUAAACUGGAAAAGCAUCGAGUCUAUUGUUCGCCCGACGAAUGGCGCAGCAUCUUAUCUGGUUCUCAACGAAGAGUAUCCUUUGGACUGCCUGAAGUUCAAAACUCUACUCAAUGCAAAUCAGAAGCAGUAUCGGGUUCCUGGGUCCCCAGAGCUAUCUGCUGCCCCAGCCGAACCCCAGAUCGGGUCCCAAGUUGGUCAACCAUUAGCACCAACCUCGCAAGAUUCGCCACUCGAGCCCCGUCAGGUAAAUCCGAAGCAACGAGACUACGUACAGCCAUCGACUCCACUCAGAAGCCUGAGAUCCUCUGGAAUGACAAAAGGAAAAGACGCGAAUGCCACAUCACCAUCGGCCCUUAGAGACAUCACAGAGAUUGUGCUGCCAUCAAGCAUUCCUGGAGGCAGUAGCCAAAGCAUCGAUGACGACGACGACGAUGAUGAUGAAAUGCCUGCGACCAUCGAGAAGCAGACACUUGGUCUCGAGGACGAACUCGAGGAUGUCAUUUCUCAGAUGCAAGAGUUUAGGGAUCUGCCUCUGGAACAUGAUGACGACGACAUGGCAGUCUCGAUGCAGUCACCGGACGAAGCUUUUGACGUUGAAGGCUCCGAAGAUGAGCGGCUGAGAAAGAAGAAAGUGGCCACCCGGAGUCGGGGCCGCAAAGACAUGGCGUGGGAAGACAAGUUCGCGUGCCACAGAGGGGGUACUAACGGAGGCGGCCAAACGAAUCCGAACGGCCGUACAAUUGAGAUUUUGCAGCAAAUGUGCAAUUACUAUGAGCGUGUCAACGAUACCUGGCGACCCAUUGCUUACAGAAAAGCCAUUACGCAACUAAAGCGACAACCAAGCAAGAUAUCUACAGCCGAAGAGGCGAUCCGGCUGCCUGGGGUGGGUCAACGAUUGGCUGACAAGAUUGAGGAAAUCGUCACGACGAACCGGCUUCAACGGCUGGAGAGUGCGGAGCAAGAGCCAAUGGACAAGGUUUUACAGAUGUUUCUCAACAUCUACGGCGUGGGCAGUGUACAAGCAAGCCAUUUCGUCUCGCAGGGGUUCCGGACGCUAGAGGACCUAAAGGAGAAAGCGAAGCUCACCCCGAACCAGCGAAUCGGCAUCGAUCACUAUGACGACCUAAACACGCGCAUCCCUCGCUCCGAGGUGAAGCUUCUAGGAGCAGUGGUCAGAUCCGAGGCUGCGAAGCUAGACCCAUCAGUUCAACUUAUCAUUGGAGGCAGUUAUCGCCGCGGCGCCUUGGACAGCGGCGAUGUUGAUUUCAUCAUCACCAAGAAGGGGGCAAGAGCAACAUCUGAUCUUACACCAUUCUUGCAUAAGCUGGUAAAGACGCUCGAGACUCAGAACUUCCUCGUCGCGAGGCUUGCUGGAUCCAGAGACGAGACCGAUGGCAGCAAGUGGCACGGAUGCUGCGUCUUGCCCAAGAUCAGGGGCGUCAACGACGAGAACUAUCGUCGUGUCUGGCGACGUGUGGACUUCCUCGUAGUCCCGGAGACCGAGAUUGGCGCAGCGCUGAUCUACUUCACGGGCAACGACAUCUUCAACCGGAGCAUCCGGCUGCUGGCAUCGAAGAAGGGGAUGCGGCUCAAUCAGAAGGGUCUUUACAAAGAUGUGAUGAGGGGCCCUGGGCGCGUGAAGCUGACUGAGGGCGAGUUGGUCGAGGGACAGGAUGAGAGAAGGAUCUUUGAGAUCUUGGGGGUCAAGUGGAGAGAGCCCCAUGAGAGGUGGUGUUAA